Molecule: messenger RNA, 2640 nt
Organism: Styela clava
Lineage: Eukaryota; Metazoa; Chordata; Ascidiacea; Stolidobranchia; Styelidae
Product: hepatic lectin-like
Source: RefSeq, a predicted model, not a curated record
AGAGGGGUGAAGUAUAUGAUAUCGAGCAUUUUACAACGUCAUAGCAGUGUAUGUUGUAUUAGCGAGUUUGCAAAAAGAGCUCUUGUUAAUCUAGAUCGAAAAAUUGUCAAUUUUACGAGACAAUUGUUUAGUCAUUUUAGAUGAAAAAAAAAUCAUUCAUGCGUUGUGUUGUGGUAAGCCUUCCUAUUCAGGCACAUCGAACGUUUUGUUUUUCACAACGACGUUAAGGAAAUAGGUGGGACGAAUAUGCGGAGGAUUUGUAUAUAGACUUUGCACAUAUACCUGUUGAUAGCAAUAUAUGAGAAAGAUAAGGGAUAAAUAUGUGAAUCCUAUAUGAGAAAGACAACAGCCGCCAUUAGCGCAGGAAAAGUUAGGAACAAAAUGUACACUGCUGACUAAAUUUAUUAUGUACGUGACAGUAAAAUUUAGAAAUUGAAGAUAAUUGUAGCAUGUAUUGUUGGUCAUACAAUGGCCCAAGAAUUUUAUAUGAGCCGUAAUAGUAUUUUAUUCAUUCAUUUUAAUCAGGUUGUAUUCAUAUUUGGCAAAUCCUUUUCUUAUUAGUUUUGUAUAGCGAAUAUUGAUAGGAAGUAUUCUUUUAUAACAAGAAUGGAAAUGAGCUACAUUUAAAGCAUUGGCUCAUAUUUUGCAUCAUGACUCUUGUACCGUACGUUAAUUUCACCGACGUUUCCCAGGCAGAGAGUAACAAUGGGAGAGUUCAAGUACAAACAACUCCUGAACAGAGAAAGAAGGAUAUAUCGAUAAAUAGAAUGCGGACUUCCACCAUUAUACUGUCUGCUGGACUGCUUCUUGUCACAAUGUUUGCAAUUGCAAACUUUGCCCUAGUUUUGCAGGUCAAGAACUCCAAGCAACCGAAAAUUAUGAAUCUGAUUAUUAAGUCAGAAAAUUGGUACGAAGCCAGCAACGGUAAAAUGUACAAAGUCUUCGAUAACGACCUCACAUUCACGGACGCGAUGCAUUCCUGUGAGAGUCUGGGAGGUAGACUAGCAUCUGCUGGAAUCCGAGAUAAAAAGUUGAAGAGCGAGAUUAUUUCGGGUCUUGGACUUCGAAAAAAUCUCAAAACAUGGAUUGGAUUGCGAGAUGUGUUUGCAGAAGGUCAGUGGAAAUGGUUGGACGGUGUCGCGACCGUCUCUAACAAGAUAGAUUGGAUGACCGGUCAACCGAGCAAUUUUACUCAAUUUUUUAUGUACAAGUUUGAAGCUGAUUGUGUUUUAAUGUCUGUUUCCAACGGUGGAAAACUUGAGGACGAAGCUUGCAACUUUUAUCAUUAUUAUAUGUGUGAGGUAUAAGAUAAAAUAGCGUAUCUCGAUUAGAAAUUGACAAAUAACCAUCGUUUCGGUUUCCAAAAUUAAGUAAGCGUAUGACAUUUAAAUAUCCAUUCGCAUUGCAAAGAUACCACUAAAGUAACUUCGGCGGUUAUGUGGUUUCCAUAGGAUAAAUCGCGCCAUCUCUCACAGACCCUGAGCAAAAUGUAUAUUUACAUAAAUUAUUAUUACUGUUUUAUUUCAUAUUGAAAUGCUUAACCGCAUCGGUUUUAGUAAGCCACAUUCGGGGGUUUAAUAUUGCCUCUUUGCGAGCCCGAUUUUACCAUUAGGCAAGGUAGGCUGACGCCCAGGAGCCUCAAGCCUUAUCGGACUGGACAUCAAAUUUUUAACUAUUUUUAAAAUUUGAAUUAUUUUUUUUUUAAUUUGAAGGCUUGUUACAGAAUAUAACCAGUUUAAAAUUUUAUAAAACUGAUAUUUGCCUAAUUUUUUAAUCGUUAGGUUUGUGUUUCUUGUCUCCAAUGUUUCUCGUUUGAAAGGUCAAAAAGCUAAAAAGGUCGAAUAAAUAAAUCUGUUUUAAUUGAAAAACUCCACACCUUAAAAUUAAACAAAUAGACACUAGUUUAGGUUUAUGAACACUUUUACUCUAAGAAUGCAUUUAGGGCUUGUUGAAGUUUAAUACUGAAAACUCGAAUUAUAUUGCGCGAACAAAAUCAUUGACCUAGCUGUAUCUUAUUAAAAAUUUCUGCUGAUUGUUCUUCAUUUUGCAACAUCAUUAUUAUUACUUUCAACUUCUGAACGUGAUAUUGCGACGCAUAAAUAUGUACGGUAUGUUCAUUUAUCAAAAACAAAAUUACAAAGUAGAGAACUACAAGAUUUUUAAAUAUACAAAAUAUGAAAACCUAUAUCCAUUUACUUAUAAAUAACACGUUUUUAUUUAAAAUAACUGCUAAACAAAAAUUAUGAAUCAUUCAAAACGAGGAGGAAAGAUUUCUUUCUAUCCACUGGGUCUUAUUUUAAGGGGAGGGCUUAUAUUAAAAUCAUUUUUAAAUUCAGGCUAGGUCUUAUUUCCAUGGAAACACGAAAUUUUCUGAUAAGUUUAAACCAAUGGUCCAAACUGAUGCAAAAUUUAUUAAAAUUAUGCACUUUAUACUAAGAUGUUGAAUAUUUUUGUGUCGACUUUUCAGUUAUUUAUAAGAUUGGCCAACGUUCAGUACGCCAUUACAGCAACUGGUGUUUGCAGUGAAUACUUGAACAUUGAAUGUCCGUGUAUAGAGACUACUGAAUCUUAAUCGGAUAUACAGUAUAUAAAAAAGUAUUGUUUUUUUUUUUUCACAUUUUAGUGACAGAUUUUUUUUUU